AUGGCUGAGGUGACCAAGUGCGGCGUCAACGACAGGCGGACGGGGUUCUUCGCGCUGUAUCGCCUGAUGCUGCCGCACAUCGACAAGGAAAGGAGCGCCUACCACCUCAAGGAGGCGGCUCUCGCGCGCGUAAUCGGUCUGGCGCUCGGCCUGGAUCGUAACCGCUCGCCCCAUUUCAAAAAGCUCGAGGCGUGGCGCAAGGGUGGCGCCGGCAUCUUCGUCGACGCCGUGCAGGAGUGCUGCGCGCAUCACAUGGUGGACGGCUACGUCAAGCGGGUGGAUCGCGCGACCAUCGGGGACGUCAACGAUGCCCUCGACAAGCUCGCCACGCUCAAGACCAACAACGAGAAGUUGCCAGUCGUCGCCGGCCUGAUGGACAAGAUGGACGCGCGGCAGAUGCGUUGGCUCUCCGCGAUCAUCAUCAAGGACAUGAAGCUCGGGUACGGCGAGGCCGCCAUCAUCCGGCACUUCCACAGGGACGCCGAGGACCUCUACAACGUGUGCUGCGACCUGCGCAGGGUGUGCGAGACUUUGCACACCAAGGCUGUCGCGUUCAAGCGCCAGGACCUCCAGCCCGGUUCGCUCGUCCGCUCGAUGAACGCCGCGAAGAAGCGGGACUGCGACGAGGCGUGGAGGCACGUGCAGCGGAGAGAGUUCGUCAUCGAGCACAAGUUCGACGGCGAGCGCAUACAGGUGCACAGGGUGGACGCACGCACCUUCCACUACUUCACCAGGAACAACUUCGACUUUGGACCUCGCGGGUAUUCCGUGAUGAACCGGCUUUUUCGCAGGAGGCUGGCGACGGACCGGUGCGUGCUGGACGGCGAGCUCGUGCUGUGGCACAAGGAACACAAGGCUUACGUGCCGUUCGGG
This is a messenger RNA of Micromonas commoda, 873 nucleotides long. RefSeq lists its product with no specific name. Gene Ontology annotation, cellular component: DNA ligase IV complex. Gene Ontology annotation, biological process: DNA recombination; nucleotide-excision repair, DNA gap filling; double-strand break repair via nonhomologous end joining. The annotation marks the transcript as partial. Lineage: Eukaryota; Viridiplantae; Chlorophyta; Mamiellophyceae; Mamiellales; Mamiellaceae. The transcript has a single exon. Gene Ontology annotation, molecular function: ATP binding; DNA ligase (ATP) activity; DNA binding. The record is from RefSeq and is a predicted model, not a curated record.